Molecule: messenger RNA, 1101 nt
Organism: Lachancea sp. 'fantastica'
Lineage: Eukaryota; Fungi; Ascomycota; Saccharomycetes; Saccharomycetales; Saccharomycetaceae
Source: the annotation of a GenBank genome assembly
AUGAGUAGUCUCAAUAGCGUGUUGCACCAGAUUAACGAGUCGCUAUCGUCAACAAGCGAAUCACUGGAAGCUUUGAAAAGACAAUAUGAACAACCGGCUUCCGAACAUAACGGCGUGAAAGGCCGUGUUAUACAGGAUAUUUUGAAAGUCGGCGACGACGUGGAUAAAGUUUCUCUGCUUUCGCUGAAAAAUGGAAGCUUGUUAGCAUAUGUGAACAGCCUUGUGCAAGUGGUUGGUGAAAAAUUGAGUCGGCAAGAUAUGACGUCUUCGCAAGGUAGAAACUCGAGUGUGGAACACCGUGUGGUGUUGGAACGUGGAGUGCGUCCUUUGGAGAAACAGUUGUCGUAUCAGCUGGACAAAUUGACUCGUGCAUACACAAGAAUGGAAAAUGAAUACACGACAGCAGAAAAGCGAGCAAUGGAGAAACAGGAACAGAAACUGCAAAAUGGCGACGACCAAAGCGAUAACAGUAGUGCCGAGGAAGACUCCGAGGAUGAAGCUAUGUCGUUCAGACCCAACGCCGGCGCAUUGGUGGAAAAAUCCACGUCUGCACGUAGUAGCAGAAAGCCCACUUCAAAAGUCCCAGAUUCCAACAGCAAUAAUGAAGGAGAAGACGAAGAAGAAGGAGCAGAGUCUUCUGCCACCUACAGACCACCCAAGAUCAGUGCGAUGCUCCCACCACGCCAGCACCAUUUCGAGGACAAAUUCAAUGCUCAAGAACACAAGGAUCGCAGUGGAAAGUCUCGUAUGCAAGCAAUGGACGAAUAUGUUCGCGAGAUGUCUGAGCAACCUGAGUGGGAAGCCUCUGUAGGUACAAACAUUUUGAAUCACGGUAAGGGCGGUAUCAAAUCUUCUCGUGAUGCUGAGAAAGAACAGCGGGUGAAAAACUACGAAGAGGAGAAUUUCACUCGACUCAACCUCAAGGGCAACAAGGCUGAAAGACGCAAAGCUAAGCAGCGUGAGAGAGCCGCAAGAGUCAACAUGGUUGGUGGUGAAGAUUUUAGUAUUUUCAACUCCAAGCGCAAGCUUGAAGAUAGCACUUCUCGACAAGCUACGAAGAAGCCCCGUGGUGCAUGGGACAGGGCCAAGAGAAGGAUGUAA